Molecule: messenger RNA, 960 nt
Organism: Onthophagus taurus
Lineage: Eukaryota; Metazoa; Arthropoda; Insecta; Coleoptera; Scarabaeidae
Source: RefSeq, a predicted model, not a curated record
AAAAGAGAAAUCAAAUUGUUGAAAUUAGUCGCUACAAAAUUGGUGAGUGAUCCAAAAUGAAGGUUUUUAUUUGCACUGUUCUUGUCGCCAUUGCUUCUGCAGCUAAUGGGCAAAUUAUUCAACAUGAUCCUUCUUCUCGAGGUAUGUUAGGAAACGAUUUAGGAGCUUUAGGAGGUUAUGGAGGUUUUGGAGGUGUCGGUGUUGCCGAUGCUAGUAGUAAUAGAGCAUUAUUAUCUGAUGCUUUAAACAAAGCAUUAAGUGAUAAUAGCUUACGUGGCUUAUCUAAUGCAUUCGCCGGCUACGACAGCAGUUACAGGCGAGUAUACCCUUUUGAUAAUCCUUCAGCUUUAGCAAACUUUGGAUCGGCUAAAGGAUACAAUGGUUAUGGAUCUUAUCACGGUUACAGAGCAUUAGGUGCAGGCAAUAAUUUAAUUGGGGCCAGCGAUUACUACAGGGGAUUAAGUGGAUAUGGUAGCAACAGUGGAUAUGGUGGUUAUGGAAGUUAUGACCUUUACAGAGGAUUAAAUGGUUAUGGUAACAAUAAUUUAGGAGGUUAUGGAGCUUAUGAUGCUUACAGGGGAGUAAACGGAUAUGGCAAUAACAUUUAUGGUGUAUCCGAUGCUUAUAGAGGAUUGAGUGGAUAUGGCAACAAUAAUUUUGGAGUUUAUGACAACAUGGGGAGAAAUAAUUGGGGUUUAAGGGACAGCCAGAAAGCAGGUCUUUCCGGGAGAGCUUUAUUAUAUUCAGGGUAUUCAUAUGGACCAUAUAGAAAUGGAUAUGGAGCAAUCAGAACUGGUUACCCAUAUUAUUAGAAAGUAGAAUUGAAUGCAAUCAAGUUCAUAAAAAUCAAGAAUAUCCCUUUCAAUUUCGACCCAUAAAAAUGUCAAAAUCAAUGAUGAAAAUCCAAAACUAUGUACAUACAUUAAUUUUGUACGGUUUUAAAAUAAAUAUAAACCUAAA